Scomber japonicus (chub mackerel) is the source of this 1050-nucleotide messenger RNA. RefSeq names its product ISL LIM homeobox 1a (gene isl1a). Gene Ontology annotation, cellular component: nucleus. Gene Ontology annotation, biological process: neuron fate specification; axonogenesis; positive regulation of transcription by RNA polymerase II. Gene Ontology annotation, molecular function: DNA-binding transcription factor activity, RNA polymerase II-specific; cis-regulatory region sequence-specific DNA binding. The transcript is spliced from 6 exons. The coding region runs from base 1 to 1050 and encodes 349 amino acids. NCBI's taxonomy places the organism in Eukaryota, Metazoa, Chordata, Actinopteri, Scombriformes, Scombridae. The record is from RefSeq and is a predicted model, not a curated record.
AUGGGAGACAUGGGGGAUCCGCCGAAAAAGAAGCGGCUGGUGUCUCUAUGCGUGGGCUGCGGGAACCAGAUCCACGACCAGUACAUCCUGCGGGUCUCCCCGGACCUGGAAUGGCACGCCGCUUGUCUGAAAUGUGCCGAGUGCAGCCAGUACCUGGACGAGUCCUGCACGUGCUUCGUCAGGGACGGAAAGACUUAUUGCAAACGGGACUACAUCAGGUUAUACGGGAUUAAAUGCGCUAAAUGCAACAUCGGUUUCAGUAAGAACGACUUCGUGAUGAGGGCCCGCUCUAAGGUUUACCAUAUCGAGUGUUUCCGCUGCGUAGCCUGCAGCCGGCAGCUCAUCCCUGGGGACGAGUUCGCUCUCCGGGAAGAUGGGCUCUUCUGCCGGGCCGAUCAUGACGUGGUGGAGCGGGCCAGUCUGGGCCCCGGAGACCCGCUCAGUCCGCUGCAUCCCGCCAGACCACUGCAGAUGGCAGCAGAGCCUAUCUCGGCCCGGCAGCAAGCGCUUCGGCCUCACGUCCACAAACAGCCAGAGAAGACCACCCGUGUGCGAACUGUACUGAACGAGAAGCAGCUGCACACACUGCGAACUUGCUACAACGCCAAUCCGAGGCCCGACGCCCUGAUGAAGGAGCAGCUAGUGGAGAUGACCGGCCUCAGCCCGCGAGUGAUCCGUGUCUGGUUCCAGAACAAGCGGUGCAAAGACAAGAAGAGGAGCAUACUGAUGAAGCAGUUGCAGCAGCAGCAGCCCAAUGACAAGACGAACAUACAGGGAAUGACAGGAACCCCGAUGGUCGCGGCCAGUCCGGAGAGGCACGACGGCGGCAUCCAGGCAAACCCAGUGGAGGUGCAGAGCUACCAGCCGCCCUGGAAGGUCCUCAGUGACUUUGCGCUGCAGAGCGACAUCGACCAGCCGGCCUUCCAGCAACUGGUCAGUUUUUCGGAAGGGGGGCCGGGUUCAAACUCGACGGGUAGCGAGGUAGCGUCCAUGUCGUCUCAGCUUCCAGACACACCGAACAGCAUGGUAUCCAGCCCUAUUGAGGCCUGA